This is a messenger RNA of Aedes albopictus (Asian tiger mosquito), 3425 nucleotides long. Its product is annotated as coiled-coil domain-containing protein 158. NCBI's taxonomy places the organism in Eukaryota, Metazoa, Arthropoda, Insecta, Diptera, Culicidae. The record is from RefSeq and is a predicted model, not a curated record. Gene Ontology annotation, cellular component: centriole; centrosome. The coding region runs from base 254 to 3355 and encodes 1033 amino acids. Gene Ontology annotation, biological process: centrosome cycle; tube formation; neuron migration. The transcript has 11 exons.
GAAUGUAGGUGAAUGUGGGAAAGGGGGAAAAAGGACCCGUUCGUUCAUAUGCACAUAACAUGUCAGUCAGUGUCAGGCGCACAUGUUUCACCCCCACACACAUGCGUUGUUACGGGUAACUGAACUAUGACGAUCAUUGUUGACGGUGGACAAACAGUUGCAGUUUUAGUCCACUGCGUGUGUUAGGUGUUUUAUAGUCCUGUUACUUUUAUUCACAUUAAAUUUAGGAGAAAAAGUUACUUAACUCUACAUAAUGAGUGCAGAUUCUACGAAAAAGAUAGAUAUGAUGAAACUAUCUUCAAUGGAUAAAAUCGAUACUCCUUUGUACAAGAAGAAAACUUUCGAUUUUACUGACUAUGCCUACCGCGAGGCGGUGAACAGGCUCAAAUUUCUCUUAACGGAAGCAUAUGAGCCUGCUAAGGCAGCCACAUCGAUAUACUAUCGCGGAGUGGAUGAUGCUCGAUCGGAAGCAUCAAUCGACAAUCAGUCGGUUAUCGAGAGACCCUCUAUCACUGAGGUAUCCAAGUUUUUCAGCCCUGGUACUGUGACACGGUAUCAAACAGGGCCAAGUGGUCUGAAUCGUCGUUAUAGUUUUGUGAAUAAAGAUUUUUCUGGUUCACCACUUAAGCCUGCUCUGUCCACAGUCGGUAUACAUCCUGCUCCUUCUGUUUGCAGUGUGUCGCAAAACUUGGAAGUUGCUCAGCCACCUCCUGAGCUACUAGGAUUUAUUGAAAAGCAGGAAUCCUAUAUUGAACAGCUAGAAAAAGAAUCUCAAUAUUGUCGGGAAGAACUAUCGACCUUGUUGAAAAAAGUGAAAGACGUGGUCUCGGAAAAUGAGGCUCUCACGGACCGGGCCCGCUCGAAGGCAUUCGUCUACCAAGCAGAUUCAUCGGAGAGCGACGACUUGGACUUGGAUCGUACCCGCGAAAAAUCGAAACUAUCGGGCCCUAGCAUUGUGUUUGAGUCCCGUAUCAGCGAACUGGAGGCCCAAUUGGCGCAAUCGCAGAUCGACCUGAAGAAAUUAUUCAACGAAAAUGAAGAAAACAAACGAAAACUCGUGCACGGGUCGGGCGAUGCAAGCAAUGCCGAUGUGUAUCGGAAGCAAGUUGAAAAUUUGCAAAGAGAUAAGCACAGCUUGGAGGAAAAUGUUCGUAAGCUUCAGCUGACCAUCGAUCAGCUCAAGGAUUCGGAAGCUUCGAAUUUCUCCAAAUCGCAGAGAAGCCGCGAUAUGAUUGAGCACGUGGCUUUCGAACGGAAUCAGGCAGAGAUCGAAAUACGACGUUUGAAGGAUGAGUUGGAACGCCAGCAUGAACGCGUGCGCGAAGUUCAGCACGAAAUGGCCAAGCGGCUAUCCGAAGAACGAUCUAACGCUGAACGACGCUACACGUUCCAGGUAGAUCAACUGGGCGGAGACUUGAGCAGCCAGUGGGAACAAGCGACGAAACUGCAGCUCGAAGUCGAACGCAUGAAACGUAUCGAGUCGGACUACAAACGGGAACUCAACCAAAAGAACUCCCAAAUCGACGAGCUGAAGAUGGAGCUGAAAAACAAAACGGCUAUUUUCAUGUCUGACCUUAAUCAAGCUAGUGCGGAAAAACAAUCACUCGAGCAGGAGAUAACUUCGCUGAGACUACAACUGGAGCGUUCAGAACGUCAAUCCAAAGUGGAAGUUUCUCGAUUGAAUGCUGAAAUCACUUCUCUUCGACAGCGCUUGGAUCGCUCGGAUGCCGAUUUGCUUCAUUCCAAGCGAGAAAACCUCAAGCUCUCGGAUGAGGUUGCUUCACUCGAAAAGGAACUCACGUUGGGAGAAUUGAACAAAGAAACACGCCCGUCCAAAGAAUUGGCAAAGAUCAUUUCCGACAUGGAAGCCAAGCAUGCUGCCACCGUGUCAGAGCUCGAGGGCAUGGUUCAAGAUCAAAAACAGCUCAUGGACAAACUAACUGCAGAAUGCAAAAGCUUGACGCAUAAGUUAGAGGACACUACACUGCAACAUAAAAACGAAAAAAAGGAGUUGAGACAAACUAACAAUGAACUGAUGGAACGUCUGAAACAAGUUUGGGCCAAUUACAAAGAAAUCAGUCCAGCUUUUCAAAAACGGAAAUACAACACCGAUCAGCUGGAAGCGGAUUCAAACCUUUCAUCGGCUUCAAAUCACGAUUCCGAGCCUCCAAGGUUACGUCACGAUCCGGCAGUACCACUGGUCACUACACACAGCUUAGGGCAGCAGCUCAGCCAACCGCCGAUGAUGGAUCCAACCAACCAUCUGCAACCGCACAUUCAUCAAGUGCCGGUAAAACCUCACGUCCCGGCUCUCAGAUAUCCGAUAGACAGUACGGCGGUAGCCGACAACAACCAAAUGCCGAGCUGUCUCGGACAAGCUCCGUCAACGACUACAACGACCUCAAAGGCAGCAAAUUCGGCGAUGAGAAACGAAGCGACUCUCGUCUAUCGCGAGCAUCGAUCCCCAAUGAGGACACUACACCCAAGAUGCAAGGAAAGGAGCCGGAGCUUGGACGUACUGACGCGGAACGGAUGUCCAGAGCUAGUGACAGUACAUCCGUUAAACCGGACGGCACCGGCAGUAGUGGCCGACUGUCACGGGAAUCAAUCGCUGGCAGUGACCGGGCAUCCAGGCAAUCGACUCGAGCACAACCUAGCACUUAUACCGAGCAGCCGCAACCCAAUCAAUAUGCAUCAGAAACAGGACGUGAUGAGUCCGUGGAACAGUAUCAACCACCAACAGCCGAUCAAUACCCACCACAACCAUCAGGAGACAUGGAGCAAUCCUAUCAACAGCCCUAUGAUGAGAAUGCCGAAUACAAUCAAUCUCAAUACGACCCCUCUCAGCAAUACGACCAAUCCCAAUACGAGGGAUAUGGAGACCAACAGUACGUUCAGGAAUCCUAUGACCAACAGGGCUACGAACAGCAACAGCAGUACCAGGAUUAUCAGCAACCAUAUGAUGCACAGCAGUACUCCACUGAGCAAGUAUAUGAUGAAUCAAGCUACCCCACCGGGCAGUCCACGCAAUCUCCAACUCAGCAAUCCGCACCAGUCCAGCAGCCAGAACAAACAGAAAGCAGCCGAAAUGUGGGCUACACGCGGCCACGAGGUCCCUCUGGAAAUAUCCCUGCAUCAAAGCAGCCCACUGGAGGUACCCACAAGUAGAGGCUUUUACUACAACAGCUUGCCACGGCCGUUACCCGAGAGUUGCCACUUUCAACCGAUCGAGUCCUAUCCAAGUCUCAGCAUAAGCAGUCCUAGUUUGUUCGGCACCAGUCCCGAGUCAAGCUUAACGCCAUCGCCAACGACCACAGUGCUCAAGAACUACAAUACCGCUAGCCCUAAUCCAUAGCGUAGAACCCGACACAUAACAUAAUCCCAAUAUAUUGAUGCUAUCAGAAAAAAAUAUGUUGUUUAUUAUC